CCGGGUGGAAUAUUCUAGUUCAAGUGCUCAAGGAACCACCCAACAAAACCCCUCCCUUUUCCUGAAAACGCUCUCUAUUUGCUUCAGUCCUUUCCGAAACAAAAACCAAAAACCUUACUCUUUCUCCGAUCUUUACAUACAUUUUCCCGAGAAUGAGCUCCGCUAGCAACUCCAAAACCCCAAAAAUUUUCUCACCACCCAAACAACCCCAUCCUCUCCUAAACCUACAGCAAGCAGUCUCUGAUUUCCAAACUCACUGCACUUCUCUCUUCCAACAAACUCACCAUCAGUUGAAGGACGCUUUUAAUUCCACUUUCGCUCAAUUUAAUCCGCCUUCUUUUUCUCCAAAAGGCCCAGUUUUUGCUCGAAUUGCUGAUUCUAGUAAGACCCAGAUUUAUUUGAGUAAAAAGUCAGGGGCUGCCAUGUCGACUGAGGCAAUAGAAGAGAGAUUGGCUGGGAUUCCAGUUUAUGCUUUGAGUAAUUCAGAGGGGGAAUUCCUGUUGGUUUCGGGUGUUUGGAAUAAAAUAUCACUUGGGUUGUUGUGUUUCAAGAAGGAGGAUGCUGAAGCUCUUUUGGAACGGAUGAAGAGUAUAGAUCCCGGCAUGAGAAAAGAACGUUCUAAAGUGGUUGCCGUUGCUCUCAACAAGGUUUUCGAGCUGAAGGUUGACGGUGCGGCACUCAGGUUGAUACCAGAGUUGACUCAGAUCAAGAAUGCACUUAGAGAAAGGGAAAAAGCUGGUUUCUCUGAUGAUAGCUUCCCCGGUGUUCCAGUUUUCCAGUCCAGGAGCUUGGUAUUAAGAGCUGAAAAUAAGAGCUAUCGACCAUGUUUCUUUAGAAAGGAGGAUUUAGAGCAAUCACUUCUACGAGCAUCCCGCCAACAGAAUCAAUUGAAUCCUGCUGUUAGACCGGGAGAUAUUCAGGUUGCUGUUUUUGAGGAAAUAAUUAAGGGAAUGAAAGACAGUUCCAUGACAACAUGGGAUGACGUUGUAUUCAUUCCUCCUGGUUUCGAUGUUUCAACUGAUCCCACCCAACUACAAUAGAUGAUCUGUCAGGAUUAUGCUGACCUUCUUCAGCUAUGGAGACAAGCUUGAUGCUCAGUGCUCUUUCCCCCAUUAGUUCUGUUCCGAUCUUGUUUUCCCUCAGAAGUAGAAUGUAAUAUUUGUCUUGCACAUCAGUUUGAAACCCAUGGAUCUAAUACUUAAAAAGGAGAAAGGGAAAGAAGAAAAAUUAGGACAUAGUCCUUUGCUCCUAACUCCACUGCCACCACAUCAAUGAACUAUAAAUCUACUACCUUUAAAGCAUGUCAAUUUUCACUGUCAAUUUGUGAGGAACUUGACUGCCAAUGUGGCUUUGAUUGCUUGUUAAAAAAUGCUCAUUUCACUUUCACAAUGGAGUCUUAAGCAUAGCUAUUAGAGUGUU
Durio zibethinus is the source of this 1419-nucleotide messenger RNA. Its product is annotated as protein TIC 22-like, chloroplastic. Lineage: Eukaryota; Viridiplantae; Streptophyta; Magnoliopsida; Malvales; Malvaceae. The record is from RefSeq and is a predicted model, not a curated record. Gene Ontology annotation, cellular component: chloroplast. Gene Ontology annotation, biological process: protein transport.